Messenger RNA from Pygocentrus nattereri (red-bellied piranha), 6921 nucleotides. RefSeq names its product solute carrier family 25 member 25b (gene slc25a25b). NCBI's taxonomy places the organism in Eukaryota, Metazoa, Chordata, Actinopteri, Characiformes, Serrasalmidae. The coding region runs from base 688 to 2313 and encodes 541 amino acids. The record is from RefSeq and is a predicted model, not a curated record. Gene Ontology annotation, molecular function: ATP transmembrane transporter activity; calcium ion binding. The transcript has 11 exons. Gene Ontology annotation, cellular component: mitochondrial inner membrane. Gene Ontology annotation, biological process: transmembrane transport.
UUUUCUCGCCAACUCAUUCAUCUCCAGCUCCGCCUCGUGUCUCGCGCAUUCCAACGUUACCGGCUUUUUCGUGUCAAAUAGACCGCCGAUUUACCGGAUUGUUUAGCCGUGUUCCGCCUAAAACUGGAUUUUUAGUCGAGAUGAGAAUUAGAUGAGUGAUUUCGCCACGUUUGAAGUUUUUAUUUAGUUUUUUUGUCGGUUUUAUAGAACAAAAACUUCGACGCCAGCUUCUGGCGAGCUAACAUUACGCUCGGCUAGUGAGAGCAUCCACCUCAUCGCUGCUGCCGCCGGAUUCUUCACUGCUAACGUGAGUCCCUCGGUUGAAUUUCAUUGCUUUUAUUUUUAACCUUUUCUGUAUUUUGUUGAGAACAAUAUAGUGGACACAACCGUGCGAACAAAUAUGAAUCAUCACCAGAAAUCCUGAUGCUGGUUUCCUCGCAGCGGCGGCGGCGGCAAACUGACAAUUAAAUACUUUAAGCUAGUCUGUUUGCUAGCACAGCAUACCGGCUAGCCAGCUAGCGUUAGUUAACUAGAAAUACUCCGUUUUUAGUCAUUUUAGUAAUUUACAUAUUUCAUAUAUAUUGACUCUUUUUGACUUUAUAGAGAUUGAGUCUGAGUGAGACGUUUAUUUUCCUGAAUUGUAACUAAUUAGUUAGCAUUUGCGAACAGCCCAUUUUGAGUCGUGGGAUGCACCAGGAAGGCUCGCUGGUUUCGCCUUUGCUGAGCGGAGUUUUCUGUCAGUGUCGUUCGGAAGAGUAUCACGGUUCAGACCCGGGUGGUGGUGGUGGAGGAGGACGAAGCCCAGCAGCCACGGCAAUGCAUUCCUCGGUUGAACCCAGCGAAGUGUCGGUGGAGCCGGACGCCACUGUGCAGAGCUGCUCGGUGUGUGGCGGACCAGAGCAGGAGCAUCGCCUGAAGGUGCUCUUUCAGAUCCUGGAUGUGAACAAGGACGGAGGGAUCUGUGUAAAAGACCUGACCAUCGGGCUAAAAAAACUCGGAGUCCAUCGCACCGAACAUGAACUUAUGAAAAUUGUAAAAGCUGGAGAUAAGGACCUGGAUGGCCAGCUGGACUUUGAGGAGUUUGUGCACUACCUAAGGGACCAUGAGAAGAAGCUACGCCUGGUCUUCAAAAGUCUGGACAAAAAGAAUGAUGGUUGUAUCGAUUCACAGGAGAUCAUGCAGUCACUGAGAGACCUGGGGGUGCACAUUUCAGAGCAGCAGGCUGAGAAAAUUCUCAAGAGAAUUAGGAGGGGUCAAGUCUGGGCCCCUAUAAUGUACAUGGACAAGAACGGCACAAUGACAAUUGACUGGAAUGAAUGGCGGGAUUACCACCUGCUUCAUCCUGCUGACAAUAUCCCUGAGAUCAUCCUCUACUGGAAGCAUUCGACAAUAUUCGAUGUGGGGGAGAGUUUGAUGGUGCCUGAUGAGUUCACAGCAGAGGAAAAGAAGACUGGCAUGUGGUGGCGUCACCUAGUGGCAGGAGGUGGAGCAGGCGCAGUGUCGCGCACCUGUACUGCCCCGCUGGAUCGGCUCAAAGUUCUCAUGCAGGUGCAUGCCUCUCGUAGCAACACCAUGUGCAUCGCAGGUGGCUUCUCUCAAAUGAUCCGUGAGGGUGGAGUUCGGUCGCUAUGGCGAGGGAAUGGCAUAAACGUUCUGAAGAUUGCACCAGAGUCCGCCAUCAAGUUCAUGGCCUACGAGCAGAUAAAGCGGCUUAUAGGCAGCAAUCAGGAAACCCUGGGCAUACUGGAGAGGCUAGUUGCAGGGUCUCUGGCUGGCGCUAUUGCACAGAGCAGCAUCUAUCCCAUGGAGGUUUUGAAGACUCGACUGGCCCUGGGAAGGACGGGUCAAUACUUUGGCAUUGUGGACUGUGCCAAGCAUAUAUUUCAGAAAGAGGGUUUGGCAGCAUUCUACAAGGGCUACAUCCCCAACAUGCUUGGGAUUAUCCCUUAUGCUGGAAUAGACUUGGCAGUGUAUGAGACUCUAAAGAACUCUUGGCUGCAGAGGUUUGCCACAGACAGUGCAGACCCGGGUGUGUUUGUAUUGCUAGCCUGUGGCACCAUGUCCAGCACUUGUGGUCAAUUAGCCAGCUACCCCUUGGCUUUGGUUAGGACACGCAUGCAGGCUCAAGCUUCAUUGGAGGGAGGACCUCAGAUGACCAUGAGUGGCUUGUUCAGGCACAUUGUGCGGACGGAGGGGGCAAUGGGGCUCUACCGAGGCCUGGCCCCCAACUUCAUGAAAGUCAUUCCUGCAGUCAGUAUCAGCUAUGUAGUAUAUGAGAAUCUAAAAAUCACCCUGGGGGUCCAGUCCCGGUGAGGGCAUCAGGCAAUCUCAGACUUUUUUCCCCUUAGUUUUUUCCUUUUUUUUUUUCUAUUUUUCUCAUCGUGAUCUAAAGUAGUCAACAAAAGGAGGCCACGAAACGAGAUGAGAAAGGAAUGGGAAAUCCUGGGUGACAAGACAUGAGUUUUGAGGCGAAGUUGUCAUUCUGUGAAUGCCAGAAGGGACAAGGAUGGUAAAAGUAGAGCCAGUAAGAAUCCAGACCAGAAGUCUGAGAAUGUAACGUCUCUCUCCCAUGUGGACUUUACAUUAUGGAAUGGGAUGAAAUUUUGGAAUCCUAUAUCUACUAUUCCACACAUCACACCCAAAAGUCAAGGCUCUUUACACCCUCAUCAUCAAACUGUAGUCGCCUAUGUUUCACUCGGGACCAAGAAUAUGCAUGUCCGUUUGCCACAGCCACACUGCUUGUGGUGUCUGAAGGACUGCUUAUAGUUUUGAGAAGCUGCUUAAAGGUCACAAUAUUAUAAUUCCUACCUUGCUGUGGGUUUUUAUUUUGUGUUGUCAUGUUUAUUUAAGCACUACUUUUUAUAUUAUCAUUUUGUUUAUAUAAUUUAUUAACUUAAUGAACCCUGACCCUCUUAAAACUGCAGAAACUAAUCCAGCCCUGUUUAUUUUGAAAACAAAGUGACAAUGUAAAAACCUAGAAAAGUUGCAAAGACUUCAAUUAUUGUAAAUAGUUUUUAUUCUGAAACUCUUUUUUUCAGUUAAAUUGUCUUAAUUUUGUUUUUCAGGACCUCAGAAGCAUUCAUUUUAUGUUGUCAGUGUUUAUUUAUUUAAUUCUAAUCUGUACAUAAAAAAUCUAAACAUGUAAACAGCAGAUUGAACAUUGUUAAAUGUGGUUGAUAAUUUGGUAGAAAGUUCAUAUGUUUAUAGACUUAAGUGCAAGGAUUCAUAUUACCCUCAAAAUAAUUAGGAGCGAUCAAGAGAACCAUCUACAUCACACGUGUCAGGAUCCAUUCCUCACGGGCAAAAACACUGCAAACUGCCUCAUUAAACACACCUGAUUCAGCUCAUCAGCUAAUUAAUAAGGGCUUCAUGAACUGAAUUCAGAGUGUUCGAUGAAGGCAAGCGCUAAUCUCUGCAGCACUUUGGCCUAGAAGGUCCCCAGUUUAACUUGAUCUAGAUAAAGAACUGUUUAAUUAGUCAUUUGUUUAAAUUCAAGCACUACUUCAGAAACAUUCUCAGUCUGAAUGAUACUUUGCUACUAGAUGUUCUAAAUUUUAAUACUGGUUAUACUGGAUAUUGUAAAAUUACUGGUAUAGUGGAUGUUCUAAAAUUGCAUGGUGGUCUACUGAACAUUCUAAUAUUAAAUGCUGUAUUUCACCAUACAAGGUCAAAUGUAUUGCACAUAUAGGGAAGGAGGGAAAGUGAAUCAGUGCAGUUGCUGCUGAUUUGCACCUUGUUGUUAAAUGAAUCCGUGCUUUUAAAAUUCAUUUUCUCCCAGUAUUAGUAUUAGUGUGCAAGCUUCAUGGUCCUGUAUUCUCAUUGUGCUUCACAAACACCAAGGAGUUUAACAAAAAAAAAAAAAGUACUCAGGAACUUUAUGGUAAUCUACAGAAUACAGACUUGAAUUUUUUGUCAUCCUGAAUGACACGAGUGAGUUAUAAAUUUACUGGUUGUUUUAUGUCUUAACCUUGUUAUUUAGAGCAUGCAAAUAUGGAUAGUCAGCGCAGGGGUGUGAUGUCACAUGUUGUAGUUGAAAGGGAAAUGCUUUUUGGGAGGAAAAAAUGGAUUUUAUUAGUGUCAUGACUGGGACAGAAACUCUGCUGUCGCAUUUUAAAUUUAGUGACUACUGUGGAGGGCAACAGCCAUGUGAAGUUAAAUAUAAAACAAACUGAUUUCGGACAAGUUUUCACUUAAGGCAGAGAAACAUGUAAAAAUCUAAGCAGGCAUUUUGCGAAAAACAGUAUGUUAAGGUUAUUACAAUACCACAAAUUUAGUAUUUGAUUCAAUACUAAAAAAUACUUGCUAAAAAAAUGCCACUUAUGCAAUAUUGUUUACAUUCUCACUUUAUUGGAGCAUUUAAGAUUUAUAGAAGUACAAUAUUUGAAACAAACACUGAGCUUUAGUGUCUCAAUCUAACACUCUAGCCACAGGAUAAUGGGAUAGCCCUAAGCUAACACAAAAUUUGCUCGAUUAGAUUAAAAGUCACAAUACAAUGUGAGAUGCAGUGAUACAGUUUGUUAUAUUAUUACGUCCCUAGUACAUAAAUGUUUCGUUUUGGACUGUUGCCCCAUGUACGGAUAAAGGUUGCAGUAAAAAAUUGGUAGGCCCUUUGCCGCAAGACCUAUUAGCCAGACCAUGAUGUGUAUUAGCCAAAAAUGUAGGGGAUUUUACAUGUCGUGAAAUCUCCAGUAAGCUUUUCCUAAACCUGCUGCAGUCUUGUAUCAUAAAGUUGAGCUGUGUCGCUGCAGUGUAGUACUAUAACAAAGUAUGUUGGGUCCUAUGACUGAAUGGAUGUAAUUUGAUGGUAGCUUUAUGUUUGUUUUCUUUUUUUUAUUUUUGCGCUGCUAUGGAAGUGAGAGGGAGUAUGUUUGUUUUUCGUCUUAGAUCAGUAUUCUCAGGGAGAACUCCAGCAGACCUGGACGGUCUCCAUUACUAUACCAGAGAAGACUACCUGAGUUCAAAAUUAUGUAGUAUUUAAUAAACUCACUGCAGGGCAUGAAAGCUCAUGGUCCUUUGGAGUGCAGUAUAUGUAAAGCAGAAUCUCAUCCCACAUUCAGUCUUGAUUAUUUCUUCUUUUUCCGUUACGUAUAAAAGUUGUUGAUUUGAUCUUGGACCAGCUUCCAAAUCAGUCAUCAGUGAUUAGUAAUUAACACAUAACCCUAAAGAGGUCUUCAACCUUGCUCCUGGUAAAUUGGCUUUCCAGGAUUUCAUAGGUGCCUUCAGAAUAUUUUCUUUAGCUGAAUCAGAUGUUUUGUUAGAUUUGGCUUGAAAGCAGAACUUUGGGAACAGGCUAAGUAACUGAAUACUCAACCUGAGCUCCAUCUUCCACAUCUGUAGCAUACUUUCCAUGCAGAACAGAAACACUUGAAACAGACUUGUAGUAGAAGUCAAUGUGCAGGUGCUUCAGCUGAAACAGAUUGGCUUCCCUUCCAAGUCUGUUUUCAGGUGGUUUUCCGUGGAUGAGGACACGCACUCAGAUUGUUUGAAAGCUACAAAUGCAGCAGACAGAGAUUAGGUUCAAAAACAUUGGACUAUUUCUAUAAGUAUAAAAAUGACAUUGCAAUCUGGUCAAAUAUUAACAAAGGGCAAGUUCUACAUAAUCCUCUCUCGGUGGUCUUACAGUGAGCUGUAUUUUUUACUAGCCUUGCUGUUACUGUUCUAAUGCAUGCAUGUAUGUGUGUGGGUGAUGUAUAAAUGUACACGAAUGCUAUAAAAUAUAUAUGCAGGGCUUUAACCAACUGAGGGCUUUGCCUCAUAGUGGAGGUUGCUCCUUUACUAAAGUUUUCUCCUAAUGCAUUUUGCACUUUUACCCUCUAAUGAAAUCUCUAUGGCCCAGUUCACUUGUAUGCUACAGUCAUUCGCUUGAGUCCCAUAAGAUACGGAAGCCCUAAAAGGUCAGGAAUUAAUGUUUUUUUUUUUCCUUUCUUUUCACUGGUUUUCUUGAGAACUUGAUAUAAAUAUAUCAUGACCUGUUUUCUUGAUGUUUUUGCCAUUAUCACAACACAAUGAAUGUUACCUCAGCAAAACAAUGUAAUGUCAUGAUAACGAUAUGACUGUCAGAACACAUAACCACAGAAAAACAUGCAACUUAAUGGCCUUUUAGGGCUUCUGUAAUAAAAAUGGGUCUUCAUUAAUCCUGGGGUCAGGCUGGUCUUAAGCAUGUGGCUCUUGUCCCUUGUCCGCUUAAAAGACACAUUCAUCUGGAAAAAUCUACAGUACUUUGUUAUUUCAUGAGUACUGGCCCAGGCUUGAAGCUUGUCUUUGUACCAAGAAGCAACAAUGAUCCCCUAAUCCUUGCCAUGCUGCCUGAUAUUUAGCGCCUUACUUUUCAGCAGCCACUGUCUGGCCUUUGUAACUGCAUUUGCAGAACUGAAUCGUGGUCUUUUGCCACAUGUUGAACAGUACAUAUUAAUAUACAUGUUAUCACUUGCUAAAAUGACUGCAUGGCAGUAGUCAAAGUGGAAAAUACCUGGUAAGAUGUGAUGAAUUACUGUUAAUAAUUCCAGUAAUAGGUCCCAUGGAUGUGUGAUAUGGAGGGACCUUGGUGCCUGAGCAACACAGGCUUGGAUUCAGAAAUGUCCACAGAGAAUAUUCAAAUAUUUGUACUGCAAAGCAUAUCUUUAUAUGGAGUAAGGCUUAAAAAAUUACACAUCUGAAUUUUAGCUGAUGCUAAAAUGUAAUAAUCAAUGCAAAAACGUGUGCUGCAAAGUCUGAGUGUUGUCCCUGAUUAGAAUGCCUCAUGUGUAUGAAUGCAAGUACAUUUGUUUGUAUGGGAAUAAUGUCCAAUAAAGAUGCUUCAGUUGCUUCUUGCUGUUUGAAGUAUGAAGUUGGGCGAAGUUGGGCAAACCUGCUGAGCAAGAAUGAUUGAUUGUUUACCUAAUGCUAUUUCAAAUAAAUAAAAUAACAGGUCUGUCAAACAAA